This is a messenger RNA of Betta splendens (Siamese fighting fish), 4434 nucleotides long. It is a transcript of the gene col23a1a, whose product is annotated as collagen type XXIII alpha 1 chain a. Lineage: Eukaryota; Metazoa; Chordata; Actinopteri; Anabantiformes; Osphronemidae. The transcript has 32 exons. Bases 419 to 2293 code for a protein of 624 amino acids. The record is from RefSeq and is a predicted model, not a curated record.
GAGGCCGAACUUCCUGAGCGGCAUCAGAAGCCAAACCCUCAGCUUCACUCACCGCUGUCACUCCGCAGCCUCACACGUGGUCCGCAGGGCGGGCGCAUCUCCGCCACUUCAGCGUGCGGCGUUAAGGGACGCAAACAAUUGGAGCGCGCUGGUAGUUGCCGCUGCGCAUCUGUGUAGGAUACUCCUCAACCGGAAGCAACGACCUGUGAGUGGAAAAAGUGCCUCUCCCCAUCCCAGCUCCCGUCCUCUCCGCUUUUUUUCGGGAUCGCGCUCAUUUGCGGCUGCUGCGCAACUAAUUUAAGACUAAUUUAACACCGCGCGCUCCAUCCGCACAGCCCGAUUAGUUGUCGCACGGCUACACCGACUACGUUAACCUGGUCCUUUUAUUCCCACCAAGACGUCGGAGCAGGAUUUCAGCAUGGAUACUGCCCGUGACAGCGUCGGGGAGAGGAAGCCGGUGUGUCAGUGCAGCCCGAAGCCCGCCGUCCACCGGUGGGCGCCGGGCUUCCCCAUCGCGCUGUGCCUGCUCAUGUCCAUGAGCUCCAUCACCGUGUGCCUCCUCAUGAGCUUCAGGACCUUCCAGCUGGAGAACCGACUUCAGAUGGAAAUGGGCAAAGCGUCCGUCUUCCACCCGCCGCACACGGCUUGUCUGAACGAGGAUGGGACCCUAAUUCCCGAGCUGAGAACUUCAGUAGGGCAGCUCGUGAAAGAGACAGUGACUGGGCUGAUGCCGAAAAUGCGGACGGCGAGGGAUGUUGUGUCAGAGUGCUCCUGUCCUGCAGGGCCUCCAGGAAAGCGCGGCAGGAUCGGGAGACGCGGGGAACCCGGACCACCGGGCAAAGCUGGACGCGAUGGAUACCCGGGUCCUCUGGGCUUGGAUGGAAAACCAGGUUUGCCAGGUCCCAAGGGAAGCCAGGGACCAGCUGGACCCAAGGGAGAAAAGGGUGACCAAGGUGACAUAGGGCCAAGGAUGGUCUUUCCUCAUUAUGAUCACGGUUUUCUGUCUGGAGAGCAGUCCAGCAGCUUUCAGAGGCGCAUUCUGAAGGGUGAUCAGGGCCAGGCUGGACCUGCUGGGCCUCCCGGUCCCCCAGGUCCUCCUGGACCACGAGGACCCCCUGGGAACACGGGCAAGGAUGGGCCCCGAGGCCCUGCUGGAGAGCCGGGUUUUCCAGGCCGCGAUGGCGUUGAGGGACCACAGGGAAUGUCUGGGAAGCCGGGAGAAGAUGGCGAGCCUGGCCAUCCAGGGCCUCAGGGUCCUCCAGGAGAAAAGGGUGAACCAGGAAUGGGGGUAAAGGGAGAGAGAGGCACAGAUGGGCUUCCUGGAUUAAAGGGGGACAAAGGGGAAAUUGGGGAGCAAGGACCACAGGGGCCAGUGGGUUAUCCUGGUGAAAAAGGUGCCACAGGUACCUCAGACAUCAUCGACUUCAAUGGCAAACUUCUGGAUGCAUUUCAGGCCAUCAGCACCAUCAGUGUCUCGGGUCCACCUGGGCCACCUGGACCCCUAGGACCUCCAGGGGAAAAGGGUGAGAUGGGUUUACCUGGACCAGCAGGAGUCGAUGGAGAAAAGGGACCCAAAGGUGACAUGGGUGCGACAGGACCAUCAGGCGACAGAGGGGAGAAGGGAGAGAUGGGACUCUCUGGGCCUUCUGGUAUGGACGGACAGAAAGGAGACAAAGGCGACUGCAGACUGGACGACAACCUGGUUCAAAUGAUUUCCCAACCGGGUCCACCUGGCCCACCUGGCCCACCAGGAGUUCCUGGGUCUCCUGGAUCCAUGGGGCUUCACGGGAUGCCUGGCCCUAAGGGUGAGCCUGGUUUCGGAGUAAAAGGAGAGAAGGGAGAAGAUGGUGCUCCUGGACCGAGGGGGCUGGACGGCCACCAGGGUCCUACUGGACCUGCAGGGUUAGUAGGUCUGCCAGGAGCAAAGGGAGAAAAGGGCAGACCAGGGGAGCCUGGAUUAGAUGGUUUCCCCGGACUGAUGGGAGAUAAAGGUGACAGAGGGGAAAGAGGAGAGAAGGGUGACAGGGGAACGAUGGGGAAGCGAGGCCUCAAGGGACAGAAGGGAGAGCAGGGUCCUCCAGGCCUGGACCAGCCUUGUCCUGUGGGUUGUGAUGAGACUAAAGGUCAUUCUGUGGAGACAGGGCUCCCUUCCUUUGCGCCUCCUCCUCUUCCUCCUUCGGGCCCUGAGGCCCCCUGUCCUGUGGGACAGGAUGGGCUGCCCAUACCAGGCUGCUGGCACAAGGAGAACAUGACAAGGCAGAAACUCAAACGCAAGCGUCUCUCUCAGCCUUGAAGGCGCCUGAGGCCUGAUGGAGAAAGGACGCGUUGACCAGAGGCGAGCGCAACCCGAGGAGCAACCUGGCCUUUAUGAAGCAAAGCAAGUCAUGUGACGCCUCAGUGUCAUACUGAACACUCAGAUCCUCUGUCACGGGGGCAACGGAGAACACUGUGUUUCCACUUUCACCUAAGGCAGGAAGAAUAAUUUGUGGCUGCUGAUGUUACGCAACAGCCUGAUACCAGUCGAAGUUAUUUGGAAGUCACUGACGUCACUGGCACAUAAGGAAGGAUUUACUGCGCGGAUAAACAGAAAAUGUUAUGAUGAUCUCUUGUAUAGUUCUUUUGUUAAGGUGUUUAACUAAUGAAAUGCAUGAUCAUAACAAGGCUCAGCAUUGUUUAGUAUCCCGACAGCUGUGCUCGCUCACUGAAACCUCAAAGACAUAAAUUCGUCGCUAACAGUCUUUCCAGCUGAACAAGCCACUCACAGUCAAUGAGAGACCCUGCAUUUGUUUUUAUUCUGCUAUAUUCUUACCUAAUUAUGUCCAGUAUCAUUUUGCAUUCCUGUGCAUUGACACGUUUUUGGAAUAAUUCAAGGCCAGAUUUGAAGGAACCAUUUACAGUAUUUGAACUAUGGGGCUGAUCAGCCCCCGACAUUAGACUAGUUGCGUUUGAACUGCAUUAACAAUCAGAGUGACUGAUCAUUACUUCUCAUGUGUGAAAUGCUGUUGCCAGUUUCUCUGGGUUGCAGUGUAAUUUCUUGCUUCUGACUAAACUGUGUUUGUUUGAUAGUGAACCGACUAAAGGACUAACAGACAGACAGAAAUGAAGCAAACACAAGCGUCUUUUAAGUCAAAUCAAGUAUUAAACAUUUUGUGUGUGUUUUUUUAGUUAUCGCAAUCAUUUUUAUCUGUGUUUGUCAGUCUUUGUAAUGCAGUUCUCUCAGAUGGAGCACGUUCUUGGUGGUAAAAAAAAAACUUUGCAUUUUAAUGCAAAUAAUAGUUGCAUCAGAAAUGUAGAAAAGAGGAUUAAAUUGAUUGUUAAUGUUUUCACUGACUGAAAAUGAAUGAUCUGAUGAUGUUACAUUUUCUCAGACGACAUCUGCAUAUACUGCAUUGAUAUUUGUGUGACUUUUUGAGUUCUUCCAAUGACAAUAUACGCAUUCAGGUUGAUAAAAAGAUAUGACAGCCUUUUUUUGGUUAACUGAAACAUAAACAUUCAGAAUGUUUUGUCAAAUGAUUAUCAUCAGCCACCAUCAACUUCCAGACUACUAAUAGUGUUAGUGUUGGCAUCGCUUGAUGCUCAAAGCAACAGGCAGCUCCUUAAUGGAGAUUUAGAACAAAAGUGAAUAAGUGGUCUUUGUCGGUAAGAUAAACUUGCCUAAAGGUCACUGCAGUAAGAAGUAAACCAUGUCAACAAAUCAGUGCAUUAGUACUGAUGACCUCACUCUUAAAUAUAUGACCUGGUAUUUUUCAGUAGUGGUGAUGGUGAGGACAUACAGUGUCUGUGCAGCAGUACUUCGGUAGCAGCUGAUGAUACUCAACUAUGGACACUUUUAUUUUUGAGAUCUUUUUACAUUGUACCUGCAAAGCACCACUUUUGAUUUAUUGACAUUAAUGGGAUGAAGUGAAUGUGAUCAACUUGUCUGAAGCAUUUUGUAGACAUGAUCAAUAGAUCACCCACCUAUUCCUCCUAUACAUUCUGUAUGAACCCAAAGGUACUCUGAUAGGUUUCUAGGUUUACUGAAGCCUAUAGUAGAGUUGCAUAUCACCGUAUACAGCUUAUUGUUUUACAAUGGUAUGUUAAAAGCAUAAUAGUUUCAUUACCAACCAAGCAGAUCUUGGUAUUAUUACUAGAAACUGAUGGUUAUCUGUCACUUAACAUCAUUGUAUGUCCUUUUAUUUCUUUUGCGGAGUCUAUCAGUUUAAGUUUAGACUUAAUGCAGUCAGUAAAUAGCACAGUGGCUGAGCGCAGAACCGUGUGGAGAUUUAGAAAGUCAUGUAUUGCAGUAUUACAGUAGUAGUGCAGUAGUUUGACUUUCUGAGGAUGUUUUUUUGGUUGUAAAGGAAUUAAGCUAUUUUUGUAAUUACUUAAGUAUGUAUAACGUGAAAUCUGGUGAACUAAACAUGUAGACCUAAAUAAACGCUCCAGUUUUAUGGU